AUGCCACCAUUGGAGGAUUGUUCUAAUAUUGAUGUUGAAGAACCCAUUCAUGGAGAUAUGUUGGUUACAAGGCGAAUACUAAAUAUUCAGCCUAAGGAUAGUAAUGAUGAGGAGCAACGUGAGCACAUUUUCCAUAUAAGAUGCCACGUUAAAGACAAGGUAUGUAGCAUGAUUAUUGAUAGUGGAAGUUGUAUUAAUGUUGCUAGUACUUUGUUGGUAGAUAAGCUCAAUCUGGAAACCUUCAAGCAUCCUAAGCAGUAUAAGUUGCAAUGGUUGAAUGAGUGUGGAGAAAUUAGAGUAACCAAGCAAGUUUUAGUUGCCUUCUCUAUCGGCAAGUACAAGGAUGAGGCUCUUUGUGAUGUGGCACCAAUGCAUGCUGGUCAUAUACUUCUUUGCCAACCAUGGCAGCUUGAUAGGAAGGUUACUCAUAAUAGCUACAAGAAUAAAUACUCUUUUGAAUUUAAUAAUCAGAUUGUUAUAUUAACUCCUCUUAAACCUUUUGAAGCAUAUGAGGAUCAGAUUAAGAUAGAGUUUGAAGACUUGUUUCCCGAAGAGAUUCCCCAUGGAUUACCUCUUUUAAGAGGUAUUGAGCGCCAAAUCGACUUCAUACCUAGGGCUGCCAUACCAAAUCGACCUGCCUAUAGAACUAAUCCUAAGGAGACAAAGGAGAUACAAAGGCAAGUGGAUGAGUUGGUGGAAAAGGGAUUUGUCAGAGAGAGUCUUAGCCCAUGCUUGGUUCCUAUCAUUCUAGUCCCAAAGAAAGAUGGAACAUGGUGCAUGUGCAUGGAUUGUUCGCAAGGUAUUAGUGUGGAUGAAGAGAAGGUAAAGGUGAUAAGGGAUUGGACUACACCUAAGAACAUGAACGAGAAUGUUGUUUUUAAAUGGGAAGAUGUGCAUGAUCGGGCUUUCAAUAUCUUGAAAGAAAAGCUUACUAAUGCACCUUUGUUAUGUUUGCCUAACUUUGAUAAAAUUUUUGAGGUAGAAUGUGACGUAUCUGGAAUAGGAAUAGGGGAUGUUUUGAUGCAAGAUUUCAAACCAAUUGCUUACUUUAGUGAAAAGCUAAGUGGGACAGCCUUGAAUUAUCCCACUUAUGACAAGAAACUUUAUGCAUUAGUAAGAACUCUUCAAACAUGGCAACAUUAUUUGUGGCCAAGGGAAUUCAUCAUUCAUUCUAAUCAUGAGAGCUUAAAGUUCUUGAAAUCCCAAGGUAAGCUUUAUAAAAGACAUGCUAAGUGGCUAAAGUUCAUCGAAAUGUUUCUUUAUGUGAUCAAGUACAAACAUAGAAAGGAAAACGUUGUUGCCGAUGCAUUGUCUAGAUGGUAUGCAUUACUUACUUCUUUGCAAACUAAGUUACUUGGUUUUGACUUACUUAAGGACUUAUAUACUAAUGAUUCUGAUUUUGGCCAAGUAUGGAAUGCAUGUGCUAAGUGUGCGUUUGGUGAUUUUUAUAGGCAUGAAGGAUUUCUAUUUAGGAGAGAUAAAUUAUGCGUGCCUAUUUGUUCUAUUCGUGAGUUGCUUGUUAGGGAAACUCACAGGGGUGGGUUGAUAGGUCAUUUUGGUGUGCAAAAAACACUAGACAUAUUGUGUGAUUAUUUUUAUUGGCCUAAUAUGAAGCAUGAUGUUCAAUCUGUUUAUGAUAAGUCAUUACAUGUAAGCAAGCAAAAUCUAAGUCAAACCGCAUGGCUUGUAUACCCCUUAACCCGUACCUAA
Molecule: messenger RNA, 1710 nt
Organism: Mangifera indica (mango)
Lineage: Eukaryota; Viridiplantae; Streptophyta; Magnoliopsida; Sapindales; Anacardiaceae
Exons: 4
Coding region: 1-1710 (569 amino acids)
Source: RefSeq, a predicted model, not a curated record